Cottoperca gobio is the source of this 3011-nucleotide messenger RNA. Its product is annotated as calcium release-activated calcium channel protein 1-like. The transcript is spliced from 2 exons. The record is from RefSeq and is a predicted model, not a curated record. Gene Ontology annotation, cellular component: membrane. Gene Ontology annotation, molecular function: store-operated calcium channel activity. NCBI's taxonomy places the organism in Eukaryota, Metazoa, Chordata, Actinopteri, Perciformes, Bovichtidae. Bases 222 to 878 code for a protein of 218 amino acids. Gene Ontology annotation, biological process: store-operated calcium entry.
AUUGUGCUUCCUGAUAGCCUCUGACAGUCGCUCAGCUGUUGCACUAAAGUUUUGACAUAGUUUGAGAGUUUUAUAGUAUUUACUAGAUGCUUUUCUUCAUUGGAAGCAAAUGUGCUGCUUCUGCUUUUAAUCUGUCUUCUUCAUCGAGUGCCAUCCUGUAAAUCAACCCGGUUCAUAUCUUUAAUUUAUAUAACAGUAAAUUGGUUCAGUAACUUUUCGGAAUGAGUUUGAACGAGCACUCCUUGCAGGCUCUGUCAUGGAGAAAACUGUACUUGAGUCGAGCAAAGUUAAAAGCCACAAGUCGCACUUCAGCUCUGUUGUCCGGAUUCGCGAUGGUUGCCAUGGUGGAGGUACAGCUGGAGCGGGAAUUUACGUAUCCUCCAGGGCUGCUGAUAGCCUUCAGUGCCUGUACCACAGUUCUGGUUGCAGUCCACCUCUUCGCCCUCAUGAUCAGCACCUGCAUCCUCCCUAAUCUCGAGGCUGUCAGCAAUGUUCACAACCUCAACUCCGUCCACGAGUCUCCCCACGAGCGCAUGCACCACCACAUAGAAUUGGCCUGGGCUUUCUCCACGGUCAUCGGCACCCUCCUCUUCCUGACAGAGGUGAUGCUCUUGUGCUGGGUGAAGUUCUUACCCCUCAAAAACGGCGAAAGCAACACCUCCAUAAGUCCCGGUGAGGCCGCAGCCAUCGCUUCCACCUGCAUCAUGGUGCCGUUUGGAAUCGUUUUUAUCAUGUUCGCCGUCCACUUUUACCGCACACUCGUCAGUCACAAAACGGACCGGCAGAUCCGAGAUCUGGAGCAGGUCAUUCAGCUCCAGAACCAGCUGGACCAUAGGGGUGAGAAUGACGACCUGAAGGCCACUAUCCAUUUCCCUUGAUAGCACGCAGCAGCAGCAGACAUUCAACAAUGCCUUUUAUUGUGUCUCUUAUAAAAGCUUUAUAUUUUAUCUAUAUAUGUGUGUGUGUGUGUGUGUGUGUGUGUGUGUGUGUGUGUGUGUGUGUGUGUGUGUGUGUGUGUGUGUGUGUAGUAGGUUUUGACUCCACUUUUGGAUAAUGCAUGUUCACAAACUUCUCCACCUUUUUCAGUGGCUGGUAUAACGACAUGUCACAUCAUAUGGUAACAUUACAUAUUUUAGGAGUGCACACUAUCAUCUGAAGUUUAGUGAUGCAAAUUUGUUCUUAUGUUUAUUAAAUUAAGCCAGCUACAAAUUACAACAGAUGUAUUGUACAGAAAUUAAAAAUAUGUUGUUAGUAUCACCAACCUGGGGAAGGUCCACAUCAGAGCAAAACAAUGACAAUUAAAAGUGCACUUUGUUGUUUUAAUAUGACUCUACACGGCCAGAACUUCUUUUCAAUAUUCAUGUAAAUGUUAUUUUUAGUUCAGGUUGACAGAAGAUGGUCCUGCUCUUGUGUCUCAUGUGUUCAUCUGUCUGAGCUGUUACACCUGUGGCCUUGAUAUUGUCCCACACGGUGGGUUGCAUUGACUUCUCUUAUGUUUGGCUUUAAAUGAGGCUUUGUGGGGAUCAUUACCAACACUUUAUUAUCAAUACAGAUUUUAAUAUUCAAGGUGUGAGUUCUCUGAAAUAUCAGUUUUAUUAGAAUCACUGUCUGCAUGUUUUAAAACCAAAGUUAUGGAACAAGUUGCAUCCUUUUAAAAGAAAAUGUACAAGGGUUUUGCUUGUUUUUUUAAAAAUAAUAAUAGUUUUUGAUUCUUAAUAAUAAUAAUAAUAAUAAUAAUAAUAAUGCAUCAGAUUUAUAUAGCGCCAUUCAUAAUUGUCAAAGAAGCUUUACAUACUGUAGUAGCACAAUCCAAACAAGCUGUAACCUCUUUAUUAUAGACCGAAAAAAAGAUAUUGAUAUAUAUAAUAUGAUAAAAACAAAUUAAACGACCAUUUUACUAUUUUGAUGGGCUCCAAAAAUCUGUAUGCAUAAGAAUAUUAAGACGUUUUACAAAAACAAAUAGAAGUAGAUCAAUCCAACAGUAUUUGUGUGUAAUCAAACACUUCUUAAAAACAUGCUUUUAACCAAAGUGUGUUAUUGCAGUGCGCAUAUUUCUAUAGCAAGUGUUCGGUGACGACCACGACUGUAAAUGCAAAAUAACCAAAAUAAAUGUUGGGUAGAAAAUAGAGGAAUUUGCUCGAUUUCACGCUGCUUUUGCAAAUAUGCUGUUAUCCAUAGAUGGUUCCUGGCUUUGUUAAAGUAUUGGUGAAUGUUUUGAUACAAAGCAUGCGCGUAUUGGAAAUGUUUUGUACUUUUCAUAGUUUACAAGCUUGAGCGUGUUCACACAUUGUUUCGGUUACAGAUUGUUGAAGUGUGAAGAAUAAGUGUGUGUUCUUUUGUUGACAUGGGUUUGACUCUUUUCUCUUUCUUUAUCAACUUCGCUGUAACGUUGAUACAAAAACUCUUUUCAAGUUCAACUGAGGAAACGUGAAGAUAUUUAGAGCUGCUCGUAUGUGAUGGCGUUGUGACAAAAUGUAAUAUCAUAUCCUGUGAUUGUAACAUACUGUAAAUGUAUCAAGGUAAUGCUGUGGUCUUUAUUGCAAUACAAGAUCUUUGUAAUCUGUAAUCCAAAUUGUCCAGAUGAUAACAUCUCUGUGACGCGUAGCAGAGAACAAGGAGCCACGAAGGGUUAGUCACUUCCAGACAGUUUAGUCAAAUGUGUGUUACGUUUCUCCAAAUCUCUGUUUAGGUGUUUCUUUAGGACUCGCAAGGACUAAAGUGAAGACAUCAACCUCACACGCUCUGGGACACUCAUGAUAGGACUUGCAACACGUACCUUCUUUAGAAACAGAUCAAUGCAAAGCAAGGCCUCUUUCUGUGGUUUAUUUAUUGAACCUAAGUUACUGUACAUACGGAGGUUCCACUGCUUGUGUUAAUGCACAGCUUUAAAGUGAUUUUUCUUUUAGUCUUUACUGUAUUGUAAGUUUUGCAUAUAUGUGGUGUUUUUAACCUGAGUCAGCAGGACUUUGUUUUUGUUGCCAGUUUGAGAAUAAAACACACAUCUGCGAUCA